AUGUUAGUUUUCCAGUUUGAUGAAAGACAGCGUCUGUCAGUUGAUAAUGAUGGAAGAGAUCAGAGAUUCAGAGAUGAAGCAGAAGCCGAGGCAGAGGCAGCUCUUCUAAAUGGGCUCCUUGAUGUUACUCCUGGAACUAGUGGAAUCUUAGAAAAUCAACUACUGUAUAGAAAAAGAAGAAGGAUUCACGAAGUUUUUGACCGUGAGCUUAUGCCCGAUGCACCUGCACCCCAAGACCCACGAAGAACUACAAAUGCCAGAAUUCAACGUCCACGAGUUGCAGCAGCUGCUGAGGUGGUUCCUCAAAGGAGGCCUCACGGCGAAGUUCUUGACCCUGAGCUUGUGCCCGAUGCACCUGCACGGCAAGCUCAGCGAAGAACUGCAAAUGAGAGAGCUCAACGUCCACGAGUUGCAGCAGCUGCUGAGGUGGUUCCCCAAAGGAGGCCUGACGGCGAAGUUCUUCACCCUGAGCUUGUGCCCGAUGCACCUGCACCGCAAGCUCAGCGAAGAACUGUAAAUGCAAGAGCUCAACGUCUACGAAUUGCAGCUGCUGCUGAGGUGGUUCCCCAAAGGAGGCCUCACGGCGAAGUUCUUGACCCUGAGCUUGUGCCUGAUGCACCUGCACCGCAAGCUCAGCGAAGGACUGCAAAUGCCAGAACUCGACGGCCACGAGUUGUAGCAACUGCUCAGGUAUCGCCCCCCAAGGAGACCUCGUGGCCGUCCACCUCGACGUCUGACCGCACAACAAAAUUUAGUUGCACUCCCAGAGGCUCCAGCAGUACCACCUAUGUUGCAGGAGCCAUAGAACCUGUUGGGGACUCAGAACUCGCAGAUCGCAUAGAAGCUCAAGAUGCUGAAGAAACUGCCGAUCCCACAGAACCUCCUGAGGAACCAGAACUUGCUCAUGCCCCAGCACCUGAAUAUCACGCAGAACCUGUAGUGGCCGCACAAGUUGCUGAUGUAAUACAUCCUGCAGAUUUUGCCAAUUUUGUCCCCGAACCUCUCGAUGCAACUCCAGGCGGAGCAGAAGCUCAUCCAAUUCUGGUUUCUCUAUGA
Messenger RNA from Diachasma alloeum, 1056 nucleotides. Its product is annotated as protein bangles and beads-like. The coding region runs from base 1 to 1056 and encodes 351 amino acids. The transcript has 7 exons. Lineage: Eukaryota; Metazoa; Arthropoda; Insecta; Hymenoptera; Braconidae. The record is from RefSeq and is a predicted model, not a curated record.